AAAAGUGAUAAAAAGGUGUUGUGUUGUGUCGGAAUGAGAUCGAUCUCGUACAGAAUUAAAGAAAAAAGGAAUAAAUUGAUUCGUGAGGGAUUGGAAGAAGGAUUGGAGGCGAUCAUUUGGGGGAUGAGGAAAGCAUCGAUGGAUGGUGUGUUGAGAGAUAACAAUAAGACAAUGAUGUUGAAAAGACAUCGUGGCGAAGAAGUGCUACCACACGAUGUGGUUGAGCUCAUCCUGGAGAAACUUCCUGUGGUGUCUCUGGUGAGAUUCAAGUGUGUAUCAAAGAGGUGGAAAUCGACAAUCGAGUCCGCAAGUUUCAAACAGAGACAAGUACUGAUGAUCACGAGGAAAUCACGAGGUCCAGAUAUCCUAUACGUGACCUGGCUUGGUGAUGAAGAAGAAGAAGAAGAAGAAAUAUUAGAAGAAGAAGCUAAUAUUAUGGUGGGGUCUUGUGUAAUUCGCAGCCUCAAGUUCCCUACAAGGAACGACAAGGUUUGCUAUGGUGCUUGUGACGGACUUGUAUGUUUUUUCGGCAACCGCAACCCGAGUGUCGUCUUUAAUCCCGCCACUAGAUGGCGUCGAAGCUUUCCUCAUUCGAGGGUUCAACCGCGCAUCAUCUCUGACGCUCGCGCGCGCAAAAAAAGAGGCUGUUACACCCGAGAACCUCAGCUAGGAUUCGGCAAAGACAAAGUCAGGAGCACAACAUACAAGCCGGUUUGGCUCUUUAACUCAUCUGAGUUUGGCCUAGACAAUGUCACCACUUGUGAAGUUUUCGACUUUACCACUAAUGCUUGGAGGUACGUCCUCCCUGCUUCUCCCUAUCGGAUUAUUGAAGGCCAGAAGCCUGUGUAUUUCGAUGGGUCCCUUUAUUGGUUAACCGAGUGUGUAGAAACCAAGUUGUUGUCUUUUGAUCUUCACACGGAAACUUUUCAAGUCGUCUGUAACGCCCCCUUUUCCCAUGUGCCUGACCCUCGCUUUCUACUCUUGUGCAUCCUCGAUAACCGCUUGUGCGUAUCCCUCAAAAUCUAUCCCACCAGAACCCAAGUGAUAUGGUCACUCGACAGCAGCAACAUGACGACGACAUGGAAGCAAAUGUGUUCGAUUGAUCUCACCAAAACCUGUUUUCUUGACCUUCCUUAUUUUCCAGAUCCAGCACUGUUGCCAAUAGCUAUUGUAGACGAGACCAAAUUAUUGCUUGGUUAUAGCUGUGGUUCACCACUGGUGAUACAUGAUCUCCAUACCAAUUCCUAUGUUUUUGACUCUUUUCCUAAAAUGCUUGACUAUCCUGUUUGUUAUUUCCCUAGUUUGUUCUCAAAUUAAACCAUUUUUCUUUGUAAUUUUAUUUAAUCAUGCCUUCUUUUUUU
Messenger RNA from Raphanus sativus (radish), 1361 nucleotides. RefSeq names its product F-box protein At1g11270-like. The record is from RefSeq and is a predicted model, not a curated record. NCBI's taxonomy places the organism in Eukaryota, Viridiplantae, Streptophyta, Magnoliopsida, Brassicales, Brassicaceae. Gene Ontology annotation, molecular function: protein binding. The transcript is spliced from 2 exons. The coding region runs from base 34 to 1317 and encodes 427 amino acids.